Molecule: messenger RNA, 1283 nt
Organism: Lotus japonicus
Lineage: Eukaryota; Viridiplantae; Streptophyta; Magnoliopsida; Fabales; Fabaceae
Product: rhomboid-like protein 11, chloroplastic
Exons: 7
Coding region: 157-1011 (284 amino acids)
Cellular component (GO): membrane
Molecular function (GO): serine-type endopeptidase activity
Source: RefSeq, a predicted model, not a curated record
GCGAACCAUUGAAAAAAAUUUGUGGUGUCUUGAGAAAGCGCAAGCGAAAACCUCACCUCCCGGCUCCCACUUCUUUCCCAUGUUUCCAUCACAUAGUGAGGGAGCUAAGAAUUAGAAAGAUCUUUGACCAAAAAAAAAAAAGAAUUAGAAAGAUCAAUGGCACAGCUGAGUGUGGGUCUGGGAGGAAUGUCUGCAUACAAAUUCCAACUUCACAUCCCUUUCUAUUCCUCCUUCUCUUCCAUUUCCAUUCCCAUUCCCCCCUUCAACAUCAAACCCUUUACUCGCACUGCCCUUCGUCAUUCUCAUCAUUCCCUCUCCCUGCUCCGUUUCCGCUCUCCCACUCAUUGCAGCAAAAUCAAGAACUCAGAUUUGGUGCCGCAGCUGGAACUUGGGAAGCCAGAAAACAAAAGGAAACCCGAGAAGCGAGCCAGCGGAAUAUUCUGGGUCAUACUCCUCAACAUCGGGAUAUUUGUGGCUGACAAAUUUUUUCAGGUUAAUGGCAUUAAGGCUAUGUACCUGUACCACAACCGGCCUUCUUGGUACCAGUUUGUCACGGCAACAUUUUGCCAUGCUAAUUGGAAGCAUCUUUCUAGCAACCUUUUCUUCUUGUACAUUUUUGGAAAGCUUGUUGAAGAAGAGGAAGGAAACUUUGCUUUGUGGCUUUGUUACAUUCUUACUGGUGUUGGAGCAAAUCUUGUUUCCUGGUUGAUUUUACCAAGAGAUAUAGUCUCUGUUGGAGCUUCUGGUGCUGUUUUUGGGCUAUUUACUAUUAGUGUCCUUGUAAAGAUGUCCUGGGAUUGGAGGAAGAUACUUGAGGUGCUUAUAUUGGGUCAGUUUGUUGUAGAGAAGGUCAUGGAAGCAGCUCAAGCUUCAACAUCAUUAACCGGAACCUUUCGCGGAGGCUACUCAUUGCAAAGUGUCAAUCAUAUUGCACAUCUUUCUGGUGCCCUUGUUGGUGUGCUUUUGGUUUGGCUCCUUAGCAAGGUUCCUUCCGAUCCUUCUGACCAAUAAACCAAUUUGCGCAAGAAAGCAGGCCGAACUACAAAUGUUACUUCGCUCAACCAAUAUUUCAAAUUACAAGUGUCAUAUAUUUUGCUAUUUCUGUAAAUAAUAACAGGAACAUAUCAAUUGGGGUACGGUCUUAAAGAGAAUGCUUACUACAGGUUUUCCUGAUGCGGAAAACUUGGAACUGAGAAAGAUUCCGUGUAAUGCUAGAAGAUUUGUUGAAUGUUGUGAAUGAUCAUUUACAGCGAAGAAUAUAUAUAGAAUAUUCUUUUACUCUA